Messenger RNA from Sungouiella intermedia, 1431 nucleotides. Lineage: Eukaryota; Fungi; Ascomycota; Pichiomycetes; Serinales; Metschnikowiaceae. The record is from the annotation of a GenBank genome assembly.
AUGGCUAUCAAAGCACAAACAGCAAAACGAUCCAAGCUUCACAACAGAUCAACGGAUGCUUUAGCACUUGCAGAGAAAAUCAAGAAAAAUGCUUUGAAGCAAAAGUUGGGCCAGAAACCUUCCGAUGAAGACAAAGUAUCUUCAGCUAUUGAGGAAGUUAGUGUAAAUGAUGGAAGCAAGAAGUUUGAGUCAUUCUCUGAACUCAAGUUGAUUCCAGAGCUUUUGGAAUCCAUCCAGGGCAUGAAGUUCACUAAACCAACACCAAUUCAGGCAGAAGCCAUCCCACAUGCCUUGGAAGGUAAAGAUAUCAUUGGUCUUGCAGUGACUGGAUCCGGAAAAACUGCUGCAUUUGCCAUUCCAAUUUUGCAGUCGCUUUGGAAUGACCAGACUCCUUAUUAUGGUCUUGUCUUGGCUCCAACAAGAGAGUUGGCCUACCAGAUCAAGGAGACUUUCGAUGCCUUAGGCUCGUCGAUGGGUCUUAGGACCACAUGUGUGGUGGGAGGAAUGGACAUGAUGGACCAGGCAAGAGACUUGAUGAGAAAGCCACACAUCAUUGUUGCAACUCCAGGUAGAAUUGUGGACCACUUGGAGCACACCAAGGGCUUUAACUUGAGAAACUUGAAGUAUUUAGUCAUGGAUGAGGCCGACCGUUUGUUGGACUUGGAUUUCGGUCCAGAGCUCGAUAAGAUCUUCCGUGUGAUUCCUAAGGAGAGAAACACCUAUCUCUUUUCUGCCACCAUGACCAACAAGAUCGAGAAGUUGCAGAGAGCUUCUUUGCGUAAUCCAGUUCGUAUUGCUGUCUCUUCGAAGUACCAGACGGCUGACAACUUGGUUCAGUCUAUGAUGUUGGUUAGCGACGGAUACAAGAACACUUACUUGAUCCACCUUCUUAAUGAGUUCAUGGGAAAAUCCAUCAUCAUUUUCACUAGAACUUGUGCACAUUCUCAAAGAACAGCAUUGCUUGCCAGAAUCUUGGGUUUUUCUGCUGUUCCUCUUCACGGCCAGUUGACCCAGUCCCAGAGAUUGGGCUCUUUAAACAAAUUCAAGUCGGGAAAAGCUAACAUCUUGAUUGCAACCGAUGUGGCCGCUCGUGGACUUGAUAUUCCUUCCGUGGAUGUAGUUAUCAACUACGACAUUCCUACUGACUCAAAGGCAUACAUUCAUAGAGUCGGUCGUACCGCACGUGCUGGAAGAUCUGGUAAGUCUAUCUCGUUGGUUACUCAAUAUGAUUUGGAAAUGUACUUGAGAAUCGAGGCCGUGUUGCAGAAAAAGCUUCCAAAGGAUCCUGCUCCUCCUAAGGAUGUCUUAGAUGCAUUGCAUGUUCAUGUGGACAGAGCCACUGCUGAGGCCAUCAAGCAGACAAAGGAUUUCCACGAGAAGAAGGGGGGUAAGAGAAAAUCCAGGGAUGACGCUGAUCGUGAAGAACGUUAG